Linepithema humile (Argentine ant) is the source of this 3031-nucleotide messenger RNA. Lineage: Eukaryota; Metazoa; Arthropoda; Insecta; Hymenoptera; Formicidae. The record is from RefSeq and is a predicted model, not a curated record.
CAGGAAAAUGGAAUCUGGUGGGGUAUACAUACCUUAAAAGCCUUAUGUGAUAUGCGAAAAACGUUAGUAUUCAAUAAAUCCUUGCGAUUGUUAUUUCAAGAUAGUCUCCUUCGAUUCAAGUGCGAGCCAGAUAAACAUCGGAGUCAAGUAAACGUUGAAGAAUUUGAUUCCUUCAAAAUAGCACAAACACGUUUCUACAAAAUGGUGUCGUUCUGUAAUUUGGUCAAUUCUCUAUCGAUCAUUCUAGUCAUCAGUUUAAAUGCGAUUCUAAUCGCAGCUGUGGAACCUGAAUUGAAAUUAGUACACGUGGUGUUCAGACAUGGAGAUCGCACACCCGAUAACAACGGUCGUGAAAUGUUUCCGAACGAUCCGUAUAUAAAUUACUCCUUUUAUCCGACAGGUCUUGGACAGUUAACCAUGGAGGGCAAAAGGCGCGAAUAUAGAUUGGGUCAAAUCUUACGUGGCAGAUAUGAUGAGUUCUUAGGCAGUCUGUACAAGCCAAAGCUCAUCGUAGCUCGUAGCUCGGAUUUCGACAGAACGAAGAUGUCCUUGCAACUCGUUCUCGCUGGCUUGUUCCCGCCUAAAAACGUUCAACGAUGGAACCGUUUUGUCAAUUGGCAACCGAUCCCGACAUCGUACAUUCCACGUGUCGACGACAAUCUCAUCCUCACCGACGAGUGUCCGCAGUACCUUGACGAGUACGAGCGAGUAUUAAAGUCACCCAAAGGGAAAGCGAGAAUAAACCAAUUCCGAGAUGUGAUGGGCAAUUUGACGAAGCUAACCGGCAAGAAAAUAGAAUCGCUUUCGGAUCUGAACUUCCUUUAUCACACUUUCGCAGCGGAGUCUUCCUUGGGGUUGCCUCUUCUCGAAUGGGCGUACGAUUACUUUCCUUACGGUCCAUUGUUCGAUGCGAUUGUGGCCGCAUACGAUAUUACCAAUUUCACUCCUCUAUUAAGAAGGCUCUUUGCUGGACCAUUGAUCCGCGAAAUGACAGACCAUAUGAUAGCUGCACAGAAUCCGAACGCUGCACCGGCAACGAGGAUGCAUUUGUACGGCGGUCACGAAACCAACAUUGCGUCGUUGUUGUACGCAUUCGGUGUGUACGAGCCGCAUGUACCUGAAUAUUCUAGUGCAAUUAUUUCAGAGUUGCAACGGAUUGGCGAUGAAUAUUAUGUAAAGCUCUUGUAUUACCAAGGCAUUCCUUCGACCAUCAAGGAGCUUAGAAUCCCAGGUUGCGAUGUGCUCUGCCCCUUCGAAAAGUACUUGGAUCUCAUUGAAGAUCUGAUCCCGUCCGACGAGGAAUUGGUCUGCGACAAGCGGCAGACUCCGGAUUUCGCCGGCACAAAAUAUCCCAUAACAUUAGGUACCGGCAACAUGAUCACGUUCCGUACUCUCGGCACUUAUCAGUUGAUUGCUACAGUCGUCAGUCUAAAUGCAAUUCUGAUCACGGAUGCGCAGCCUGAGCUUAAAUUAGUCAACGUGAUAUUUAGACAUGGCGAUCGGACGCCUGAUAACAAAAACGAAAUGUAUCCGAAUGACCCGUACUUAAAUUAUUCCUUUUAUCCGGAAGGCUUAGGACAAUUGACUAUCACGGGCAAGCAACGCGAGUAUGAAUUGGGAAAAUUCUUACGUGACAGAUAUAAGGAUUUUUUAGGCGAUAUAUACUUGCCAAAACUCGUUGUAGCUCACAGCUCGGAUUAUGAUAGAACGAAGAUGUCUCUGCAACUCGUUCUCGCUGCGUUGUUUCCACCGUUGAACAUUCGGCAGCAAUGGAACCGUGAUUUAAAUUGGCAACCGAUCCCGGCGACGUACAUAAAGCGCGUCGACGACAAUUUCUUCUUAGCUGAUGAAUGUCCGUUGUUUCUCGUCGAGUAUAAUCGAGUGCUGAAUUCACCUGAAACGAUAGAAAAAAAGGCUCCAUUGAAGGAUAUGAUAAACAAGUUGACGCAGCUAACAGGCAAAACGAUGGAGAAGCCUCUUGAUUGGUAUUACUUGUAUCACACUUUCGUAGCGGAGUCAUCUAUGAAUCUGACGCUGCCUGAAUGGGCAUACGAAUAUUAUCCUGAUGGUUUGUUAUUCAAUGCGAUCGUGAUUUCGUACGAUAUCGCCAAUUCCACUCCUUUAUUAAGAAGGCUGUACGCUGGUCCAAUUAUUCGCGCUGUAUUAAAUAAUAUAAAAGCCGCGCAAACUUCGUCAGAAACAAAGAUUUAUUUAUACAGCGGUCAUGAAACUAACAUCGCGACAUUGCUGCAUGCGUUCAACGUGUAUAAGCCACAUGCACCUGAGUAUUCCAGCGCAGUUAUUCUAGAAUUGCUGGAACAAGACAAGCAGUAUUACAUAAGACUUUUAUAUUAUCGGGGCAUCCCGCCAAUCAUUGAUGUGUUGGAAAUCCCAGGCUGUGAAGUACUUUGUCCUUUCAACACCUUCGUGAAACUAACUCGAGACCUGAUCCCAUCUGAUAAAGAGUUGAUUUGUGACAAAAGAUUGACUACGGAUUAUGCUGAUACAAAAUAUCUUGCCAUGUUACAAAACAUAAUAUACGAUUCGAUAAAAAAGUUUACUAAUUCACUAAAUACUAAUGGAAAUAAGUAACUAAGAUAGUAAGUAAAAAUGCACCGUGAUAUUUCUUUCGUAAGACCAAAGUAUUUGAAAUGGACAAUUGCAAUUGAAUUUAGUAUUAAAAAACUCUGCCAAAAUGCAAGCCUAAAUCAUAAUAUAACUAGAUCCAGUAUUAUCAACUGCGAGAUAUCUUUUUUCCAAAUAUAAUUUUUUUUAUCGUAUUCACCUGUUAAUCCUUUUUAACGUAUUUAAUUCUUGUUAAAAGGCUAUUUAUUAAAACAAAACAUAUUUAUUAUGAAUAUUUAUAUGCACAGUAUAACACAUUUAAAUGUACUAAAAUUAUUUGAUAUUAAAUGGAUAAAGAAAUCCGAUGCUUUGAACAAAUAAUACAAAUUGUUUCUUUAAAACCAGCCUCUCCACUGAAGAGAGAAUAUAAAAUAUGCUGUAAAAAUAAAAGCAUCUUCUCUUUUUA